Messenger RNA from Linepithema humile (Argentine ant), 3810 nucleotides. Its product is annotated as sialin. Gene Ontology annotation, molecular function: transmembrane transporter activity. Gene Ontology annotation, cellular component: membrane. NCBI's taxonomy places the organism in Eukaryota, Metazoa, Arthropoda, Insecta, Hymenoptera, Formicidae. Gene Ontology annotation, biological process: transmembrane transport; monoatomic anion transport. The record is from RefSeq and is a predicted model, not a curated record.
CCAGGUAUUUCAGUCGUAUUUUAACCGUUCGUGUUAUUUGUUGUGUAGUGCUGUUUGCAAACGCAUUGAAACGUUUCGCCGGUUUUCUCCAACGAGGCGCAAAUUCUUACUCAUAGUCCAAGCAUCGACGUGACACCCUCGUGAUCGAUUAAAUCAAAAUACGAACACUGCAUUGAAAUACACGUGUCAGUUUUUUUCGUUUCAAUUGCGCGUUCUAUCCGGAGGUCCUGUCUCCUUGCAAUUUAUCGAUCCCUGCAAGCCGUUUUCGCGCGCAAUUUCCCAUGAGCAACAAACAGAGAAAAGGAGAAGAAAAGUCGUGAAUUGCAGGUUAAGGCAUUCUCGUGAUCAUCCCGAAGAAUACUGUGUCGAGCACGUCAACGCACGUCACGCGUGUAGGAGGCAAAAGUGGAGGAGCGUCGUCCGUGACGACUGUCGUGCGUCCAUCGACUUCGAACUCGCGGGACGGUAUGACGCAACGUGGUCGAGCCAAUAGUUGGCGAAUCGAUUGAAUACCGAAAAGCGAAAAGAGCAAACCGCGACCCCUCAGUCGCGAAGUCGACCGCCGAUCGACGAGAAUCCGCGCCUCGCAGAAAAGAUCGAAAGUGGAGGGAAUAUCUGUUCCUAUUCACCAGCAUCACGCGCAUCUCGCUCUCACGCUGAUAACACAGUCCUUCGUUCGUAGCAAGUAGCGAAAAUGGCUCUCUUCCGGAAGUUUAACGAGAAGAUCCCUCGAAGAGGAAUUUUGGGGGCAAUGAUGUUCCUGGCUUGUAUGUUCUCCUACGUCAUUCGUACUAAUUUGUCCAUAACAAUCGUUGCCAUGGUAAAUGCUACGAGCAAAGACGGUGGCGUUGGUCCAGCCUGCAGCGCGGAUUUAAAAAGCAAUAAGACCAUCGUGGUUCAAGAUUAUGGGGAGCGCUUCGAGUGGAAUCAACACAUUCAAGGAAUGUUACUGUCGGGAUAUUUUUAUGGUGUUUUGCCGGCUAGUGUGCCAGCUGGAAUCUUGGCCGAAAAAUACGGAGGCUCUAAAGUAGUGGCAUUUGCCACAUUGAUACCCGCAGUAUUAAAUCUUUUGAUGCCCUGGGCUGCCACCGUUCACUACGGUUUCGUUUUUGCACUUCGUUUUGUAAUGGGAUUUUUCGGAGGUGCCGUUUAUCCCGCUCUCCACGCAAUGAUAGCAAGAUGGGUGCCUCCUGGUGAAAAGGGCAUGUUUGUGUGGACCAUGCAAGGUGGUCCGUUCGGAACUGUUGUGACGUUUGCUUUAUGUGGCGCGGUUAUCAGUGCUUACGGGUGGAAAACUGCGUUUUACGUGACUAGCGGGCUUAUGUUAGUCUUUUACGCUUUAUGGGUAUUUCUAAUAUACGAUACACCGGAUUCGCACCCGGGGAUCACAGAAAAGGAGAAAACAUACAUACGAGAACAGAUAGGCACUACCGUUUCGAAACAAAAGGUCCGAUUACCCAUGAAGGCAGUCAUUACAUCUCCGCCAUUCUUGGUAUUACUGUGGGCUCACUUUGCAAAUAUGUGGGGUAUAUAUUUCAUCGCUACAAACGGACCCAAAUACACGUUAGAAGUUCUUGGCUUCAAUAUGAAAUCGGGUGGCGCGAUAACUGGAUUGCCUUACAUAGCUAGAUUGGGCGCUGGAGUGUUAUUCGCAGCAGCGGGCGAUUACGUGCGAAGGAGGAAUUUCUUGUCCUUAGGCUGGAUAAGAAAGAUAUUUAUGCUUUUCUCUCAUAUGGGACCUGCAGUUUGUCUGGUAGUGAUGACAUAUGUAGGUUGUGAUGCCACAACUGCGAUAAUAAUGUUAAUACUGGCGUUGGCCUUCAAUGGAGCCGCAUGCCAGACUAGUUUACAGAAUCACCAGGAUUUGGCACCGAACUAUGCCGGUUCUUUAUAUGGAAUUAUGAAUACGUUCGGUAGUUUUCCCGGAUUUAUUAUUCCACCCAUUAUUGGCAUUUUAACCAAUGAAAGGAACGGCGUAGAAGAAUGGCGUAUAAUGUUCUGGAUUUCGGCGAUAGUAUUUACGUCGGCCACAGUACUCUUUUGGUUGUUCGGAUCGGCCGAAAUUCAACCCUGGAAUGAUUCGACUCAUACUAAAGUCUCCACUGUCGGUGACGAGGAGAGACACAUAAAUGAAACAACGAAAGAUACAGCGGGCGGCGAUACGGAAGCCGAAGAAAAUGAACGUCUCUAAUAACUUAGGAAAUAAAAUGAAGAUAAUGUGUGUGUCUGUGUCUAUAGAAAAAUCUGAUUGUUGCGAAUUUUUAUUUUGCUGUUGGAAUAUCAUUGUCAUGUUUUAUACACAAUUAUGACCAAUAUUUGUACAGAUUCUAAUCGUCAAUAUAUAUAUGAACGUCAUAUUAUUAUUACAUACUAAAGACUUGAAACAAUGAUGUAUAAAUUAUUUGAUAUAGAAUAUUCAGUUAUAUUAUAAUACAUUUAUAUGUAAUAGAGUAUUCGUGCUCCAAUUACGGAUAAGAUUGUUAGAAUAUCACGACGGAUUUUUUUUUCUUAGUGCAAUUUAUUUUUUUAGACGCAGUUCUCAUCCCUUUUUUUACUAUUAUUGUAUAAGACUGUCGAAUGUUCCGGGAGAUAAAAUCUAGAUUUUAUACAUUUUUCAUAAUUUUCGUGCAUUUCUACUGUCUCGAAUAUAUAUGUAAGUAUUUAUAUAUUUGAUAUUAUACUUUUGUGUCAUUCAUAUGAUCAUAAUUGAGAAUGUCAAGAUCGUGUCUUUAAAUAUCGAUGAACAGGCAUAGACGUGGUAUUCAAACAAUGCAAUGUAUUGAAACAUAAGAAUACUCUGUAGUGCAUUUUUUGAUUUUGUGCCAAAGUAUGUUACACUCGUUGAAAGCCCGAUGAAACUGCCGAUGCAACUAAAGCUAGGUUGAACCUUGGCACUGUUUCUGGGUCAAUACACGACCGAGGUUAAUUGUUAUUAUAAAUACUUUAUGCUAAACACGUUAAAUGGUUAUUAUAGAUAUUUAUCGUUAUACACGAUUGAGAUUUCUUUGCGAGGCAUUUUCAUAACUGCAAAAUAUUCACAAUAAUUUAUGCACAUUGGUGUUCAUUUUAAUCGCGGUUAUAAAUCAGUGAUUUGAUUUUGAUUCUUUGCGAUUAUAAAUAAUUUCAGAAGACAUCUCGAAAACUGAUCGCUGUUACUCGAUCUGUUCGCAAUAAUUAUUUUAAUUUCAUUAAUCGUGCAUAAUGAAAAAUUUAUGUAUAAUUCCCGCUUUGUACGAGCAUUUGGAUUACGAUAUGUUAUUAUAAUACUAAAAAUAUAAUUCAAUUUUUAUUCACAGGAUUCUUUUCCUGCGUUGGUGAGAGAAACCACAAAUUUCAAGAUCGAAUCAUUUGCUAGCAAAUAAUGUUACGCUUCUGAAUAGUCGGAGAAGAAAUUAUGUCCGUGAAAUAUGAAAAACUCGUACAAUUGUUACUCGUACAAUUGUUAGAAAUUGUAUAUUCUACAAAUGUAUUAUAAACAUUUAUCGUAGGAAAAGUGGGAUAUAGUUAAAUGUGUUGUUUCUAUAUUAGAAAAGGACGAUCAUUGUUCAAGUCGAAUUUUUAACGUAAAGUUUGUCAUUUUGUUAAUACGCUUAGUUCCUGCGUAGUUAUUAAAAUUAAUAACUACGCAAGAACCAAGUUAAAAUCUGUGUAAUUUAGCAAUAAUAUUUCUUGUACGUAAAUUGCGCAAUUGUAAAAAAAAAUUAUAUAUAUAAAGAUAUAACUCAUUGUUGCAAAUGUGGAUAAAAUUUGCCAAGAUAGAAAUAAAGUUGGUUUUUCUCUAUUUGGAUUGAGAAAAACAAAAUGUACCAA